Messenger RNA from Solanum dulcamara, 1499 nucleotides. Its product is annotated as AT-hook motif nuclear-localized protein 10-like. The transcript has 5 exons. Gene Ontology annotation, molecular function: minor groove of adenine-thymine-rich DNA binding. The record is from RefSeq and is a predicted model, not a curated record. NCBI's taxonomy places the organism in Eukaryota, Viridiplantae, Streptophyta, Magnoliopsida, Solanales, Solanaceae. Bases 106 to 1086 code for a protein of 326 amino acids.
UGUCUGUUGUUCUUUCCUUUUAGAGACAUUUCGAAAAUAUAAAUAGAGUAGAUUAACAAUACUACUACAGGAGUUGUAAAAAUUAGUGAAAACAGGGGGGAAAAAAUGUCAGUUGAAGAAUCCAAUGGAGUUCACGCAUCAAUGCAAAGCCUGGGAUCACCCUUUGCUGCCCAUGGUACGGCGACGUACGACCCUAUGAUUCAAAUCUCCUCCUCGACUUCUCGGUUGCCGCCAUUUCUAGUUCGCCCCGGCGGAGUUCCCGGUCACACUCCCGUCACUACCACAGCUCCGUUCAGUUCAAUUGAACCUGCUAAACGAAAACGCGGAAGGCCGAGGAAGUAUGCUCCGGAGGGUUCCGCCAACCCUGGGAUGAUUUCUCCAUCGGCGUCUCAGGUCGGCGGCGGUGGAUUUUCGUCGCAGGGAGAUGAAGCGGUGGUUUCUGCGGUGAAAAAGGCUAGGGGAAGACCGCCUGGUUCUGGGAGAAAGCAACAAGUUGCUGAUUUGGGAUCAGAAGCAGCAGGGUUUGGAUUUAAGCUGCAUGUUAUCACGAUAAAAGCUGGGGAGGAUGUAGUGGCAAAACUAAUGUCAUUCUCCCAAAGUACCUCAAAAGCAGUGUGCGUUCUGUCAGCCAAUGGUUCGAUAUCUAAUGUAUCACUUCGGCAAGGAGCAACUUCAGGUGGAACGGUAACAUAUGAGGGACGGUUCGAGAUCCUAACUCUGUCUGGUUCCUUUGUAAUCUCGGAAUCUGGUGGUCAACGCAGCAGAGCAGGUGGUUUGGCUGUGACACUAGCUGGACCAGAUGGUCGAGUUUUGGGGGGAGGUGUGGCUGGGCUCCUUACAGCAGCAGCUCCCGUUCAGAUUGUUGUUGGUAGCUUCAGCACAGAAGAACAGAGGCAGGUGAAGUCAGGGAAUUCAGACACCUUUGGUACACCAGCAACAUUUGUCUCUGGAGAAUCAGCAGCCAGAAGUCCUCCAUCACUCGGAACUUUAAGUGAGUCUAGCGGUGGGCCUGUCAGCCCUCAUAAUCAGCUUGUUGAAACUUCGAACGGUAGCCCUUCUGGAGCUGCUAACUUGGCCUGGAGAUGAGAGAACCUUCUAAUAGGAAUGCUUCUCUUCUUAUGUUCCCAGAAUUCAUGGUGAUAAUCCCUUCCCUCAACCCUUGGAAAGCUGUGUGAUGUGAGAAAGGAUUCUGCAGCUUAGAAUAAUAGUAGUACCGCAUGCUUGCGGAGGUUGUAGUUAGCCGUUAAGUUUGUUAGAAGAGCAAUUAAAGGGAUAGUUUCCUUUAUGUCGGUUUAGUCCUUAGGCGUUAAGUUGUAUUUUUAGUAUUGUCAUAUUUGCCCUGAUGUUUGAGCAAUUUGGACACUUUUGGUCCACUGCUGGGCAGUCAUCUUUUCUGUACGAAUAUGGCCAGCUAUGGCAUGUGCUCCAAGGCAGCCCUUGGCUAUUUAGGUGUGAACUUGUCCUUAUUUUCAGAUUUAUGCAGAGAAAUGUUAGUCUAA